Molecule: messenger RNA, 3030 nt
Organism: Limulus polyphemus (Atlantic horseshoe crab)
Lineage: Eukaryota; Metazoa; Arthropoda; Merostomata; Xiphosura; Limulidae
Product: hemicentin-1-like
Exons: 8
Molecular function (GO): protein binding
Source: RefSeq, a predicted model, not a curated record
GACAACCCAUACCAAAACUGACUUGGUGGCGAGGUUCAGUACUGUUGGACGACACAUUUGGUGUUUUACCUAAUAAAAAAAGCUUCAACAAGUUGGAACUUCCUGAACUUAGACGUCAGGAUUUAUUUACAGAACUUUCUUGCUUGGCUUCUAACAAUGAUAAAUCUGUGCCAGCUUCGGCUACAGUAAAGAUUGAUAUGACACUAAAACCAUUACUGUUGGAUAUUGAUGGAAUGGACCAGAUUUUAUCAGCUAAUAAACUGACUAAAUUACAGUGCAAGACAGCUGGAGCUAGGCCCAACGUUACCAUUUCUUGGUGGCUUGGUAGCAAACAAAUGAAAAGAACAACAAAUGUAACGGCAGACGGCGGAAACAUUACCAUCAGUACACUGUCGUUCAAGCCAUCAAAGGAAGACGCUGGGAAGUAUAUGUCAUGUCGUGCCAAAAAUCCCCUGAUACAAGGAAGCGCUUUGGAAAAAGGAUGGAAGCUGACUGUCCACCAUAAGCCUGAUUUAACCCUUCGACUUGGUAGUAAACUUCGGCAUUCCCAUAUUCAGCAAGGAAACGAUGUUUACUUGGAGUGUAACAUAAUCGCCAAUCCUUGGGUAACAGAAAUUGGGUGGAAAUUUGAGGGAAAAGAACUUCAGACUAAUACCUCAGCUGGGAUCAUUAUUAGUAAUCAAUCUCUUGUGCUGCAAAAAGUAGGACGCACCAACAGAGGGCGUUAUUCGUGCACCGCCACAAAUAGUGAGGGCCAAGGUGAAAGCAACGCACUUCACCUAAAGGUUCAGUUCAGUCCAAGAUGUAAGGACGGUCAAAAAAUUGUAUACGGGGCAUCUCUUCAAGAAUCUAUAAAAGUUUUGUGUGAGGUCGAAGCUGAUCCAGGGAACGUUUCUUUUCACUGGAGAUUUAACAGUACCAAAGAGAUCCUAGAGCUAGUGACAUUUACUAGUGAUGAAACAAGAAGCAUAGCCACGUUCAUACCGCGCAUGAAAUACGAUUACGGUAACUUGUUCUGUUGGGCUAGCAACAAAGUUGGCAUCCAAAGAAAACCGUGCGUUUUCAAAGUGGUCCCCGCAGGUCCUCCUGAUACAGUAAGAAAUUGUUCUCUGCGAAAUCAAACAGAACAUGUUAUUGAGGUGGAGUGCACCGAAGGAAACAAUGGCGGUCUUAAUCAACAUUUUGUAAUGGAAGUACAUGACAAGAACUUCCAGAUAUUGAGGGCCAAUAUAACAGCACCAGAACCAACGUUUCAGGCUGAGAACCUUCCGGCAGGAACUAACUUCCUAGUUGUUGUAUACGCUGUGAAUUCUAAAGGACGUAGUCAUCCUCUUGUCAUGCGAACAAGUACUUUACCAGCUCCACAGACACAGUCCAGAAGAGAUGCUGUUUGGCAGAUGCGUUUUAGUCCAGUUUUAAUCGUUAUCGUUGCAAUAGUAGCAGGAUUGGUAGUCAUUGCCUGUGUUAUCGUCAUUGUGAUGAAAGUUAAAGCUCAGGACCGCCGACAGAAAGGUAAAAGCACAUCGAAUAAUAUUCCUAAAGAGAAUGAAGCUACUAUCAACUGGGCGAAUAACAAAAGACCAAACAGGACCAGUGAUGCUUACAAAACCUGGGAUCCUGUAGAAAGUGAAAAGUUGCCGCCUUCUGUUCCUCUUCUGUAUGCCGAUAACCAAAUCUCGUCGAAGCUGGCUUUAGAAAUGGCUGAACAUCACCCAGAGAAGAAUCAAGACAAUGGAGAUACGCAGCUCUUCAAACUGACAGGACGAACUAAAAUAAUUUCUCCUGUGGAAACUUACGACUACUUGGAUGUAAAAAAUACUGGCGUUUGAAAUAGUCAGCUCACGAGUGCUCUACGUGCCUUCUUUUCAGGAAAGAAGCUGUGAUUGUGUGAUAUUCGUUCAGAUUUCCAACGAAUUUCGAUUGAGGGGGGCCAUGUUUGUAUAGUUAUACCACGUGCAGCACAAGCUAAUCGGAAUCUCGUGGAUUUUAUUUUAACGUGCCAUAUUUUUUGUAACUGUUGUAUCAUUAAAAACAAGUAUUUGUUGAGGCAGAAAUAAACAAAAGUUUUGAUUUCUCAAAGUAGAUAUAUUCUAUAGCUCUUGUAAUGGUCGACAUUUAAAGCCAUUAAGUUUCCAUCUAUAGCAUGUGCUUCUACGUUAUGUAUAUGAAGGAGAGUAAGUGUUAACCAUUAAUAUGUUCAACUUAUGAAGUAUGAAGAUGUUUGAAAGAAUUGGGUUUGGAAAGAAGGUAAGAUACUGAAGCUAUCGGGUGAAUAUUUUUGUUAGAAUAGCGGAAUGAGACAAUACAUUCAAAAUAUUAUAUCAAAAAGUGGCUUCAGGAAAGAUGAUGCAACUAAUCUAAUUUUAGUUUUGUGUUUGCUCAGGGUGAGAUCCAUGGAAAAAUAUUCCUGACGGUUGACGAGGUUUUGCUUUUCUUCGUCUAAGAAAGUAAAUUCACGCACCUUACUACUCUUGCUAGAGGUACUUAUUAUUAUGUGGAAACAGCACUAACAUUACUACUCUUGCCAGCAUUAUUAAAUAUUGCCUUGUUUCUGUUUUAUCUCAAAGAUUUAAAAAUUUACAAAUUUUUAUUGAGUCAUUUGAAAAUGUAGUACGAACACAAAAAUAUGUAUCACGUGUAGCUGAGUUGUCCAAGAGCUAUAAACCUUAAUCCAAUGGUUCUCAACCAUUUGUGGCUCAAGACCAAUUUGAUGAUCAGUCGUCACCCAAUAACCAGUUUUAGUGCAAAGAGUCAUAUGGCAUACUAGAUAAUUACUAAAUGAAUCAAUCACUAAAUAAACUAUCUAUUUUCAAAGCCUGUUCGCGACCCCUUCACAUAUUUGAGAUACCAAAUUUUGGAUAUUGAUCCAUGGUUAUGUUUUUAGAAAAAAAAUUUAAAUGUUACUCACAAAUCUUGGCCAAAGUCACAGCUGUUAUCCAAUUUUGUUGGAAAACUGUCCGUUUUCUGCUUUCGCAAAAAUAUGUUGGCAAAAACUAUAAUUUAUAUAAUAAAUGUGCAUUAAUGGAAUAC